AUGGCCUACAACACCGGCUACGGCGGCUACGGCGCCAACCCAUCCUCGAAUCCUCCCUCUUCCGCCGCUCAAAACCUUCAAUUCUACACCUCUUCGUACGGUGACCCCACAGGCCGAGUCUCCGGCCACACGACACCUGCGCAGGGCGCAUAUGCCAACUAUGGCAUGUCUGGCAUGUCACAAGGCUUUGGAGGUGUAGGACCUGUAGGUGGGCAAGAUCCGAAUCGACAGUUACAACCUGGGUUACUUGCGGCGUUUGGAACGGGAGGUUAUGAUGAUGAGCCACCGUUGUUGGAGGAGUUGGGGAUUAACUUUGGACAUAUUAAGAUGAAGACAUUAAUAGUCCUUAACCCGCUUGCAUCGAUAGACCAGCAUAUCAUGGACGACAGCGACCUGGCGGGUCCGAUCCUCUUCUGUUUCUUAUUCGGCACAUUCUUACUUCUCUCAGGAAGAGUCCAUUUUGGUUAUAUUUACGGCUGCGCCUUCUUCGGUUCCCUAACCCUCCACUGGAUCCUAAACCUCAUGGCCCUCCCUGGCAUCAAUAUAAACUACAUCCGAUCCGCCUCCGUCCUAGGGUACUGUCUAUUACCACUAGUAUUUGUUUCCUUCUUCGGCGUCGCAUUCCCCAUGGACGGUAUGAUUGGAUUCGCUAUCACAAGUGUAGCGAUCGGUUGGUGUACAUACAGUAGUUCGGCAAUGUUUGUGGCGGUAUUGAGGGUUAGGGAUAUGAGAUUGUUGGUGGCGUAUCCGUUGGUAUUGUUUUACUGUGUCUUUGGGAUUAUGAGUAUUUUCAGUAGUAGAGGGGGUGGGGCCGGGCAGCAGCAGCAGCAACUGGCUAAUGCGGCUUCUAAGAUCGCAAAGGCAGUGGAAGGAGCGAGGGGAGCUUAA
Orbilia oligospora ATCC 24927 is the source of this 888-nucleotide messenger RNA. RefSeq lists its product as uncharacterized. Bases 1 to 888 code for a protein of 295 amino acids. Gene Ontology annotation, cellular component: trans-Golgi network; membrane. The transcript has 3 exons. NCBI's taxonomy places the organism in Eukaryota, Fungi, Ascomycota, Orbiliomycetes, Orbiliales, Orbiliaceae. Gene Ontology annotation, biological process: endoplasmic reticulum to Golgi vesicle-mediated transport; vesicle fusion with Golgi apparatus. The record is from RefSeq and is a predicted model, not a curated record.